Messenger RNA from Ochotona curzoniae (black-lipped pika), 424 nucleotides. Its product is annotated as beta-defensin 33-like. NCBI's taxonomy places the organism in Eukaryota, Metazoa, Chordata, Mammalia, Lagomorpha, Ochotonidae. Gene Ontology annotation, biological process: cell chemotaxis; defense response to bacterium. Bases 164 to 352 code for a protein of 62 amino acids. The record is from RefSeq and is a predicted model, not a curated record. The transcript has 3 exons. Gene Ontology annotation, molecular function: CCR6 chemokine receptor binding; chemoattractant activity.
GUUAGUGGGCAGCAACCUCAGAGUCCCUGCUGAAUGGACAGGGAGAACACAGCCUCUGGAGGGAAGAGCAAGAACUGUGCAGAUCACCUGCCCCCACUGGCGUGCACCGAAGACAGAGUCAUUUCCAGACACCAGACGCCUCUCCAAGACCUCUCAUCCCAUUAUGAAGCUGCUCUUUCUUCUCUUUCUCCUGCUAGUAUGUCUAAUCCAGACAGCAUCAGGACAUCAAAGGCAAAGGAAAUUCCUUGCCUGUGAAAACAUGGGUGGUGCCUGCAAGCACCAGAAAACGCACGGGUGCUCCAUCCUGCCUGCACAGUGCAAGGGUCGGAAGAAACACUGCUGCCGAGUGUAAGCGCACAGCCCGAGGACGCCUGAGAAAGCCCUGACCGCUCCUGCUGCUGUGCUCAGUAAAGCUGCUGCCACC